Messenger RNA from Carlito syrichta (Philippine tarsier), 2188 nucleotides. RefSeq names its product flap structure-specific endonuclease 1 (gene FEN1). The coding region runs from base 391 to 1533 and encodes 380 amino acids. Lineage: Eukaryota; Metazoa; Chordata; Mammalia; Primates; Tarsiidae. The record is from RefSeq and is a predicted model, not a curated record. Gene Ontology annotation, cellular component: nucleus. Gene Ontology annotation, molecular function: RNA-DNA hybrid ribonuclease activity; DNA binding; magnesium ion binding. The transcript has 2 exons.
AAGUGGCAUUGUGGGACUGGUAGUCCUGCGGUUUCGGGGGGUGGCGGCAGCUGGCGCCCGUGGACGCCUGAUGCGGGUGCAGUGGGGGCAAGCCGUGGGGAAAGGAAGGGCAGCGUCGGUGAGAGCGUCCUUUCUUCCUGGAGGUACCGUAUCGCGAGAGCAGCCAUCUGAGGGGUCGGGGCCUGCACUACACUUCCCAGGAGGCCGCGCGCGGCGGGCAGGUCACGUGACGGGAGCGCGGGCUUUGGAAGGCGGCGGAGCGAGAGGCGACCCGCGGCCAAAGUGAGAGGGAGACGGACUUAGGACGGCCCGCCCUGGGCAACACCGGACCGAGCGCUAGCUGCCGAGGCCUCGUGCCCCAAGGGCCAGCCAUCCCUCCUCUGGAUUGCCAUGGGAAUUCAAGGUCUGGCCAAACUAAUUGCUGAUGUGGCCCCCAGUGCCAUCCGAGAGAAUGACAUCAAGAGCUACUUUGGCCGCAAGGUGGCCAUUGAUGCCUCCAUGAGCAUCUAUCAGUUCCUGAUUGCUGUUCGCCAGGGUGGGGAUGUGCUGCAGAACGAGGAGGGCGAGACUACCAGCCAUCUGAUGGGCAUGUUCUACCGCACCAUCCGCAUGAUGGAAAAUGGAAUCAAGCCCGUGUACGUCUUCGAUGGCAAGCCACCCCAGCUCAAGUCAGGCGAGCUGGCCAAACGCAGCGAGCGGCGGGCGGAGGCUGAGAAGCAGCUGCAGCAAGCUCAGGCCGCCGGGGCCGAGCUGGAGGUGGAAAAGUUCACGAAGCGGCUGGUGAAGGUCACCAAGCAGCACAACGACGAGUGCAAGCAUCUGCUGAGCCUCAUGGGCAUCCCGUACCUUGAUGCGCCCAGCGAGGCAGAGGCCAGCUGUGCUGCCCUGGUGAAGGCCGGCAAAGUCUACGCUGCGGCCACCGAGGACAUGGACUGCCUCACUUUCGGCAGCCCAGUGCUGAUGCGACACCUGACGGCCAGUGAGGCCAAGAAGCUGCCCAUCCAGGAAUUCCACCUGAGCCGGAUUCUGCAGGAGCUGGGCCUGACCCAGGAACAGUUUGUGGAUUUGUGCAUCCUGCUGGGCAGCGACUACUGCGAGAGCAUCCGGGGCAUCGGGCCCAAGCGGGCCGUGGACCUCAUCCAGAAGCACAAGAGCAUUGAGGAGAUCGUGCGGCGGCUGGACCCCAGCAAGUACCCCGUGCCGGAAAACUGGCUCCACAAGGAGGCCCAGCAGCUCUUCCUGGAGCCCGAGGUGCUGGACCCCGAGUCUGUGGAGCUGAAGUGGAGUGAGCCCAACGAAGAAGAGCUGGUCAAGUUCAUGUGCGGCGAAAAGCAGUUCUCUGAGGAGCGAAUCCGCAGUGGAGUCAAGAGGCUGAGCAAGAGCCGCCAGGGCAGCACCCAGGGCCGCCUGGAUGAUUUCUUCAAGGUGACCGGCUCUCUGUCUUCAGCUAAGCGCAAGGAGCCCGAACCCAAGGGGUCUGCUAAGAAGAAGGCAAAGACUGGGGCAGCAGGGAAGUUCAAAAGGGGAAAAUAAAUGUGUUUCCCCAUCAUACCUCCUUGGCCCUGGGUCGGCCACCUGCCUUACUGCACUCUUGGCAGCCAGCUCCAGGGGUGGGGAGAGGAUUCCGCAGCCUUUCCCAGCAGUGCUUUUCCCUUUUGUGCUUGAUCUUCAUGGCAGGAAGGUCACUGAGGUACUUUGUUUUCUUUUUAGCUCAGGAAAAUAUGUCAGGAUUCUCAGGCAGUUGAGCGGACACCGAGUCCAUUGUUACGUGAAAGUGAUAGUAAUGAGUUCUGGAGAAGGGAGAGAGGGAGAUAAAUGGUGGAGACAGAAGACUCUCCAGAAAUAAUUUGCUGGCUGGUGGGAGGGGAUGGUGGGCCGGGACUGUGAUUCUCUAAUUCAGUCUUGACGCACCCUGAGAGCCAUCACGAAGGCCCAGUCUUGGCAGAUGAGGGUUAAGAUUGGCUGGAGUUGGCAGCGGGGUCUGAUUACUGGCUGUGUCUGGGGGUGGGCAGAAAACUGGAACUUGCUAUGUAAUUUGAGUCUUUACAGUGGUUAUUCCAAGGAGUCAUGGUGACAUUCAUCUGACAGUCAACUAAAUUGAGACUUUGGGAUUAGACACUGGUUUUCAUGUGCUGUUUUUGUUUUAAAGUUAUGAAGAAAAAAAAAGUCAAUAAAAUUAUAAAAGUAA